CCCUCCUCCCCUCCUGUUUUCCUCUCCAUCUCUCUCUCCUCCUCCUCUUGCUCUGCCUCUCCAGUAUUUUCUCGCUCCCCCAGAAAGGCAGGACACAGGCAGGCGGCAGGAUGUCGAUCGUCAGCAUCGUUGCCAGGGAGAUCUUGGACUCCCGAGGAAACCCCACUGUGGAAGUGGACCUCCACACAGAGAAAGGUCUAUUCAGGGCUGCAGUGCCUAGCGGAGCAUCCACAGGAAUCUAUGAAGCUCUAGAGCUCCGAGAUGGAGACAAGAGCCGCUACAAGGGAAAAGGUGUUUUGAAGGCAGUUGGUCAUAUCAAUGACACUCUGGGUCCUGCACUCAUAGCCUCUGGCAUCAGCGUGGUGGAGCAGGAGCAGUUGGACAACAUGAUGAUCGAGAUGGAUGGCACAGAAAACAAGUCUCAGUUUGGGGCAAAUGCAAUCCUUGGAGUGUCUCUGGCCAUCUGUAAGGCCGGUGCAGCAGAGAAAGACACCCCCCUGUACCGUCACAUAGCUGACCUGGCUGGAAACACAGAGCUGGUGUUGCCUGUUCCUGCGUUUAAUGUGAUUAAUGGAGGUUCCCACGCUGGUAAUAAACUGGCCAUGCAGGAGUUCAUGGUUCUCCCUGUUGGAGCUGAAUCUUUUAAGGAGGCACUGAGGAUAGGAUCGGAGCUUUAUCACACACUGAAGGGCGUGAUCCAGGAGAAAUAUGGGCAGGACGCCAUCAACGUGGGAGACGAGGGAGGAUUCGCUCCCAACAUCCUGGAGAACAGUGAAGCUCUGGACCUGCUCCAGACGGCCAUCGAGAAGGCCGGCUUCACAGAGAAGGUGGUGGUCGGGAUGGAUGUAGCCGCCUCAGAGUUUUACCGUGACGGUAAAUACGACCUGGACUUCAAAUCUCCACCUGAUCCAUCGAGACACAUCUCUGGAGAGGAGCUGGCCGACAUCUACCAGGGCUUUGUCAACAACUACCCAGUGGUGUCCAUUGAGGACCCAUUCGACCAGGACGACUGGGAGGCCUGGUCCCGUCUUACAGCUCAGGUCGGGAUCCAGGUUGUUGGCGAUGACCUGACGGUGACCAACCCAAAGAGGAUAGAGAAGGCUGCAGAGGAGCGAGCCUGCAACUGUCUGCUGCUCAAAGUCAACCAGAUCGGCUCUGUCACUGAGGCCAUACAGGCGUGUAAACUGGCUCAGGCGAAUGGUUGGGGUGUGAUGGUCAGCCAUCGUUCAGGAGAGACAGAGGACACCUUCAUCGCUGACCUGGUGGUUGGACUGUGCACUGGACAGAUUAAGACUGGCGCCCCCUGCAGAUCUGAGAGACUCGCCAAGUACAACCAACUCAUGAGGAUCGAGGAGGAGCUAGGCGACCAGGCACGCUUUGCAGGCCACAACUUCAGGAACCCGAGCGCUCUGUGAAGCUUUCAGACACAUGAAUGACUCACACGAACACACAAACACAAACAUGUUAACUGACAGACACGACACACAUGUAAGAGCCAUGUACAGUGAAUGAUGCCACAGAUUCAUGAAGAAACACAGGAGCUGAAGAGCCAAGCAAAAAAUAAAAGAAGAUUAAAUAAAAAUAAAUUAUGCACUGGACUUGUAGGUAGGGAGGUGAUGCUGUAUGCACACAGACACAUUAGAUGCAACACUCGCUCACGCACAUGCAGGGGAGAACUCUAAAAAUGUCAAAUUAACAAGCCAGACAUGCACUGUUACUGUAGUUUUAAAGGAAUAGUUCAUGUACAGCCAGAGGACAAAAAUAAAGAUUAUUGUUGUAAAAAACAGAGAUUAAUACGUAGAGAUAUAAUAGAUUAAUGUAGACUGACGCACGCAACUGAAAGAGAUAAAAAAAAAAUUUAACUUUUCACACCAAAAGAAGACGAUGUAUUUGUAGAAACACAAACAGCUGUUUCAGGGACUGAGUAAAAAAUAACAACACACACACCUGAACCACACUCGGCUGUGUCACACUGACAAACCUGCACUCUCACUCCCGUCCUCCCCCCUUCUCUCCUCUUUUGUCUCCUUUUUCUUCUUCUUGUCGUGUCCAUUUCUCAGUUUCUAAUGCUCUUUUCCCCCCACCCUGAUGUGAUUCUGAUUAUUUGUCAUUUAUGCUUGACAACUGUCUGUAAGAAGAAAGAAAGAAAAAAAAUACUGAAUUCCCUUCGUUCCUUCUGUUCCUGCUGAAUGUCCAUAGAUUAGCUGUCGAAAAAAAGAAGAAAGAGAAUAAAAAACAGAACGCUUGUCAUUGAAAAUAAUGUGAAAAUAUGUGAAAUAAAACAUGUUAAUUUACAAUUUCAAUCA
Messenger RNA from Cheilinus undulatus (humphead wrasse), 2306 nucleotides. It is a transcript of the gene eno2, whose product is annotated as enolase 2. Gene Ontology annotation, cellular component: phosphopyruvate hydratase complex. The record is from RefSeq and is a predicted model, not a curated record. The coding region runs from base 111 to 1415 and encodes 434 amino acids. Gene Ontology annotation, biological process: glycolytic process. The transcript is spliced from 13 exons. NCBI's taxonomy places the organism in Eukaryota, Metazoa, Chordata, Actinopteri, Labriformes, Labridae. Gene Ontology annotation, molecular function: phosphopyruvate hydratase activity; magnesium ion binding.